CCUCCAACACACAGGAAGUGAAAAUUCCCAAAGCCCUAGUCGUGUUCUAGUUUUUGUGUGUUAAUCAACACAAGCCCUACUGCACCUGCCAGUCUCCGUUCUCAUCUCAGCUCCUGGUUCGCCCUCGACUCACUUCUGCAAGCGAAUCACUUCAUUCUCUGGCGGUGGCAGCUAAAAUCAAGCGAGAUGGGGAUAAUCGAGAAGAUCAAAGAAAUGGAAGCCGAGAUGGCUCGAAACCAGAAAAAUAAAGCUACAGAUUAUCAUCUUGGUCAGCUCAAGGCAAAGAUAGCAAAGCUAAGGACACAAUUGUUGGAGCCUCCUAAAGGUUCUAGUGGAGGUGUAGAUGGUUUUGAAGUUAUGAAAUAUUGCCAUGGACGUGUUGCACUGAUAGGAUUUCCAAGUGUCGGGAAAUCAACUCUCUUGACAAUGUUAACUGGCACUCACUCAGAAGCUGCAUCAUACGAGUUCACAACACUUAGCUGGAUUCCUGGGAUCAUACACUAUAAUGAUACUAAAAUUCAGUUGCUUGACCUUCUGGGAAUUAUUGAAGGUGCUUCAGAAGGCAAGGGUCGUGGGAGACAGGUUAUUGCUGUUUCCAAGUCUUCAGACAUUGUGUUGAUGGUUCUUGAUACCUCAAAAAGUGAGGGGCAUCAACAAAUAUUGACAAGGGAACUGGAAGCUGUGGGCUUGUGCUUAACCAAGAGACCACCUCAAAUUUACUUCAAGAAGAAAAAAACUGGUGGCAUCUCUUUCAACAGCACUGUACCUGUAACUCAUGUGGAUGAGAAGCGUUGUUAUCAGAUUUUACAUGAAUACAAAAUUCACAAUGCAGAGGUGCUAUUUCCUGAGGAUGCCACAGUUGAUGAUCUCAUUGAUGUUAAUGAGGGUAACCGCAAAUACAUGAAAUGCAUAUAUGUUUACAACAAGAUAGAUGUUAUUGGUAUUGAUGAUGUAGACAAGUUAGCUCGCCAACCAAAUUCUAUUGUCAUUAGCUGCAAUUUGAAGCUCAACUUGGACAGAUUACUUGCAAAGAUUUGGGAAGAAAUGGGGCUAGUGAGAGUCUACACAAAACCACAAGGAUAGAGGUGGCUGCUCAGUUGAGGACUUCUGUAAUCACAUACACAGGAGUUUAGUGAAGGACGUGAAAUAUGUGCUAGUGUGGGGCUUGAGUGCACGACACUACCCUCAACACCGUGGCCUUGGUCAUGUUCUCCAAGAUGAGGAUGUGGUUCAAAUUGUUAAGAAAAAGGUGAUGAAUGCUUAGUAAUUUGAUUCUACAAAAAUUCAGUGCAGGACUUUGCGUUGCCAUUUUGGCCACAUUUCUUGAAAUUCAAGAUUUAGGAAAUAAACAAGCGUUUAAUUUUUCUCUUUCCUUUUUCGUGGACUUAGAGAUGUCCUUGUUCUCAUUUAUAGUUGUUUUAAGUCCUGUAUACGCUAUUGCAUUUUGCCGGGAAAAGGAAGAUGGAGGCAGGGGUCGAUUCAAAUCACAUUCAACAGCUCAUGCUCGAAUAUCUGACAGAGAAAAGAAAGCUCCCUUGAAGACAUAACGACUUCAUUUGGCAUUGGUGUGGGCUUUUGGAUCUUGUGCUUCAAUGAAUGAAAUACUAGUGGCAGAGGGUGACUGCUAAAUUGGUUGUGGUUAUAGAUAAUUAUGUUGUAAUUUUGAUAAACCCUUUUGGUGGUCUUCUUAUUUACAUAGUCGGAAAGCUGUAUUUUAAGAGAUGUUCAUGAGUUUUAGAAUUAUAAUGACAUUUGAAUCAUUUAUAUGCAAACAUUUAAAAUCUCAGGAAUGUAUAAGAGGUAAAGAGUAUUAUCUUCUCUUUUGGAUUA
Hevea brasiliensis (rubber tree) is the source of this 1830-nucleotide messenger RNA. RefSeq names its product developmentally-regulated G-protein 2. NCBI's taxonomy places the organism in Eukaryota, Viridiplantae, Streptophyta, Magnoliopsida, Malpighiales, Euphorbiaceae. The transcript has 11 exons. Bases 187 to 1083 code for a protein of 298 amino acids. The record is from RefSeq and is a predicted model, not a curated record. Gene Ontology annotation, cellular component: cytoplasm. Gene Ontology annotation, biological process: cytoplasmic translation. Gene Ontology annotation, molecular function: GTP binding; GTPase activity.